AUGGCGGCGCCUCCAACCGAGCCGGAUGACGCCCAGGUCCCGCCGCCGACCAGGCCUACGACAACGGGGGAAAACCGCACGGAUGAUGGGGUAGCAAAGAGUUCUUCCGCGGGCGAAGGCACGACGAUCGAGCGAGAGGAGCUACGCAAGCUACUCUUCGUCAAGGUGGAGGAAGAGCUGGCGCGGCGCCAGGCGACGGGUGCGGCGGCUGAAGCGGCGGCAACGGCGGCAACGGCUGCAGCAGCUGCGGCGGCGGCCGCGGUGCCAGUGACGGAAUCGCCCUUGCAAGUGCCAGAGCCGUUUGUGCCCUCCACGCCGCUCUCGCCGCUAGCGCCGCUGCAGCCCUACUACUACUGCGAUCCGCUCCUGAACCGCUGGGCCCACUUUGCCAUGGACUGCGGGUUCUACGCAGGGGUGGCCCCUGUUCUGCUCCAGCACAUUGUGUCGACCGUGUACGGAGCGGAGUUCGCAAGCCGCGUGGCGACGCUUUCGACGGCCGACGUCGACUACAUGUUCGACGUGUUCUGGAUCAACGUCGUCUGCUCGUUCAGCCGCGAGUAUAUAUUCUUCAGGAUGGCGACCCGCCUGCGCAACGGCAGCAUGACGAGGGUGCGCGGUACAGUCAAGAGGCACAAAGCAAACUACGGGAAGAGCGCGGGGAGCAGUGACUGCGAGUCGGGAGAUUUCGGGUGGCACAUCUACGGCCUCACGACAGGAGGAGCCGACACCACAUGGCUGUGCUUCACGGAAUGCCACGGGCCGAGUCCGGAUUUCAGCACAAAUCUCUUUCACGGCCAAUGGGUCAGCUUCCCUCCCGCUGUCACCAUGUUCGCCUAG
Ectocarpus sp. CCAP 1310/34 is the source of this 837-nucleotide messenger RNA. NCBI's taxonomy places the organism in Eukaryota, Phaeophyceae, Ectocarpales, Ectocarpaceae. The record is from the annotation of a GenBank genome assembly.